CAGGAGGAGGAGGAGGAGGAGGCGGCGGCGAUGAAGCUGAGCCGUCAGUUCACGGUGUUCGGCAGCGCGGUGUUCUGCGUGGUCAUCUUCUCGCUGUACCUGAUGCUGGACAGGGGGCACUUCGACCACCCCAAGAGCCCGCGGCGGGAGGGCACCUUCCCCAAGGGUCAACUUUCAAUAUUGCAAGAAAAAAUAGAUCAUCUUGAGCGCCUGUUGGCAGAAAAUAAUGAGAUUAUUUCAAAUAUACGAGAUUCUGUGAUCAAUCUGAGUGAAUCAGUAAAGGAUGGUCAAAAAAAUCCAGAGGCUAUAAACUUCAGUCAAGGGUCUCUUUCUGAGCUCUUUCCUUCUGCUUCAGUUCCACUUGCCGUUGAUUCUGAGGAUUGUUUGUUUGCUUCAAAAAGUGGAAGUCGUGGUUCAGAUGUACAGAUGUUGGAUGUCUAUGACAUUCUUCCUUUCGAUAAUCCAGAUGGUGGUGUUUGGAAACAAGGAUUUGAUAUCACAUACAAUGAAAACGAAUGGGACAGCGAACCGCUUCAAGUUUUUGUUGUGCCUCACUCACAUAAUGACCCAGGUUGGCUGAAGACUUUUGAUGAUUACUUCAGAGAUCAGACACAACAUAUCCUAAAUAACAUGGUUAUAAAACUGCAAGAAGACAACCGAAGGAAAUUCAUAUGGUCUGAGAUUUCUUACUUUUCAAAGUGGUGGGAUGGAAUAGAUAGCCAGAAAAAGGAUGCCGUUAAAAGGUUAAUAAAAGAUGGACAAUUUGAAAUAGUAACAGGAGGAUGGGUCAUGCCUGAUGAAGCCUCUGCUCAUUACUUUGCUGUAAUUGACCAGCUGAUAGAAGGACAUCAAUGGCUAGAAAGGAACCUAGGAGUAAAACCAAAGUCUGGUUGGGCAGUUGAUCCUUUUGGGCAUUCACCAACAAUGGCCUACCUACUGAAACGCACAGGAUUUUCAAAUAUGCUUAUACAGAGAGUACAUUACUCAGUUAAAAAACAUUUUGCAACUCAAAAGACACUAGAAUUUUUUUGGAGACAGAACUGGGAUUUGGGGUCCAGUACAGAUAUCCUUUGUCAUAUGAUGCCUUUCUAUAGCUAUGAUGUUCCUCAUACUUGUGGUCCAGAUCCAAAAAUUUGCUGCCAGUUUGAUUUCAAACGUCUUCCUGGAGGAAGAGUAAGCUGUCCGUGGAGAGUUCCGCCAGAAGCCAUUCAUGCUGGAAACAUUCAACACAGGGCUUGGAUGAUUUUAGAUCAAUACAGAAAGAAGUCAAAGCUUUUCCGUACUAAAGUUCUGUUGGCUCCACUAGGGGAUGAUUUCCGCUAUGCUGAGAGCUCAGAAUGGGAUCAGCAGUACCAGAAUUAUCAGAAGCUGUUUGAUUAUAUGAAUGCUCAUCCUGAAUUGCAUGUUAAGGCCCAGUUUGGAACUUUAUCAGAUUACUUUGAAGCUCUGCGCAAAGAAAGCAAUUUGGGUGAAAAGAGCAGCAGUUCAUUUUUCCCUGUUUUAAGUGGAGACUUCUUCACCUAUGCAGACAGAGAUCAUCAUUACUGGAGUGGAUACUUUACAUCACGACCCUUCUAUAAACGACUGGAUAGAGUCCUAGAAUCCUAUUUACGGACAGCUGAGAUCCUAUACUACUUGGCUUUGGUGCAGUCCAGUAAAUCCGAGAAGAUGAGUGUAUUUCCUUCAGUGGAUAACUAUAAAUUGCUGACAGAAGCUAGAAGGAACCUUGGACUCUUUCAGCAUCAUGAUGCUAUUACAGGAACAGCAAAAGAUUGGGUAGUUGUGGAUUAUGGCACUAGGCUUUUCCAUUCACUAAUGAACUUGAAAAAAGUGAUAACUGACUCUGCUCAUAUUCUUAUCCUGAAGGAUAAAGGUGCCUAUAAUUAUGAUACAUCAACUCCAUUCCUUAAGAUGGAUGAUAUUCAAUCUUCCCAAGAUUCUUUGCCACACAAGACAGUUAUAAAGCUGACAUUGCAACCGAGGUACCUUUUGAUAUAUAAUCCUACAGAACAGGAACGAUUUUCAGUGGUUUCAGUCAAUGUGAAUUCACCGAGGGUUAAAUUAUUAUCUCCUUUUGGAAAACCUGUUACUGUCCAGAUUAGUGCUGUUUGGGAUGGAGCAACUACAGUAUCACAUGAAGCAUAUCAGAUCUCUUUCUUGGCUCAUCUACCACCUUUGGGCCUUGGAGUUUACCAGCUUUUGGAAGUUCCGAGUUCAGAAACAUCUUUAGCAGACUAUGAUAUAUACAUGAGUGGAAGGAACAGUGUGCAGGAGAAGCCAGACAGAAUUUUCAAGAUAAAAGAGAUGCCGAAUUCUGUGGAUAAUAUAGUCUUAGAAAAUUCUUAUAUGAAAUUGUGGUUUUCUGGAAUGUCUGGAUUACUGGAGAAAAUAAAUACAAAAGAAGAUGGUAAAAAUCAUCAAAUGAAGGUGGAGUUUGCUUGGUACGGAACUACCAGUAACCGGGAUAAGAGUGGAGCUUACCUGUUCUUGCCAGAUGGAGAUGCCAAGCCUUAUAUUUUCACAGAUCCACCUACUGUAAGAGUUGCUCAUGGAAAGAUUUUCUCAGAAGUUGUGUGUUUUUUCCACCAUGUGACGCAUACCAUGCGACUCUACAACGUCCAAGGUUUGGAAGGCCAGUCUUUUGAAGUUUCCAAUAUUGUGGAUAUUAGAGGAGAAUAUAAUCGUGAGCUUGCAAUGAGAAUUUCAUCUGACAUAAACAGUCAAAAUAGAUUCUAUACUGAUCUUAAUGGAUAUCAGAUCCAGCCCAGACUGACGAUGAGCAAAUUGCCUCUUCAAGCAAAUGUCUAUCCUAUGACUACAAUGGCUUAUAUCCAAGAUGUUGGUGUUCGUUUGACACUUCAUUCAGCUCAGUCUCUAGGUGUUGCAAGCUUGAAAAAUGGUCAGUUGGAAGUUAUCAUGGAUCGUCGACUUAUGCAGGAUGACAACCGUGGCCUUGGACAAGGUGUCCAAGAUAACAAGAUUACAGCUAAUAUCUUCCGACUUCUGCUGGAAAGAAGACGUGGAACAGAUGGGAAUGAAGAGAAGGCAUCAGUCAGUUUUCCCUCGCUUCUUAGCCAUAUGACUUCUUCUUUCUUAAAUCAUCCUGUAAUUGCAAUGACAACAUAUGCAGAUUCAGGUGUCCCAGAGAUGCUGAAUACUUUUUCUCCACUCAUGUCAUCUAUGCCUUGUGACAUUCAUAUAGUUAAUCUGAGGACAAUCCAAUCAAAGGUAGAUGCUGAGCCAUCAGAUGAAGCUGCUUUGAUUCUUCACAGAAAAGGAUUUGAUUGUAGAUUCUCAAACAGAGACAUGGGUCUACUCUGUUCCACUACUCAGGGAAAGGUAAAGGUGCAUAAACUCUUUAACAAAUUCAAUGUGGAAAGUCUUACACCUGCAUCUUUAUCUUUGAUGCAUUCACCUCCAGAUGCCAGAAAUAUAAGUGAAAUAAAUAUGAGUUCUAUGGAGAUAAAUACAUUCCGGAUUCGACUAAGAUGAAAUCUGGUUUUAAUACUCAGAUAGAGAAGAGGAAUCUGCAAGUAUGUCUCCUCAGAGUUUCACGUGCAAUAAGAAGCACAUUAUUGUUAUUCCAGCUUCUGGAUACUGUGAGAAAAACAUGCAUUCUCUUAAUUUUUUUGAUAAACACAGUGAAAAGCCAUGUUGCAAGCAACCUUUUUUUUUU
Messenger RNA from Oxyura jamaicensis (ruddy duck), 3676 nucleotides. RefSeq names its product mannosidase alpha class 2A member 1 (gene MAN2A1). The record is from RefSeq and is a predicted model, not a curated record. The transcript is spliced from 23 exons. Gene Ontology annotation, cellular component: Golgi membrane. Lineage: Eukaryota; Metazoa; Chordata; Aves; Anseriformes; Anatidae. Gene Ontology annotation, biological process: protein deglycosylation; mannose metabolic process; N-glycan processing. The coding region runs from base 31 to 3492 and encodes 1153 amino acids. Gene Ontology annotation, molecular function: alpha-mannosidase activity; carbohydrate binding.